Panthera uncia (snow leopard) is the source of this 3343-nucleotide messenger RNA. It is a transcript of the gene ELMOD3, whose product is annotated as ELMO domain containing 3. Bases 402 to 1544 code for a protein of 380 amino acids. The record is from RefSeq and is a predicted model, not a curated record. NCBI's taxonomy places the organism in Eukaryota, Metazoa, Chordata, Mammalia, Carnivora, Felidae. The transcript is spliced from 12 exons.
UAACUGUACCUGUUGAAGCCCCCAGAGUUCCAGCCAGACCUGAGGCACUAGCAGGUGUGUAAAGCUGGUCAUACUUCUACGCUGCUUGAUUCAUUUCAUACACAGAAACAGAAGAGGCUUCUUGAUGUCGCUCUUACCAUACCUGCCUGUCACCUUCCCAGCAUUGGCUAAUGUUGCUGAGACUUCAGAGACUUCAGGGACUUCUUUCAGUACUCGCAGAAACCUCCCACACCCUGGUGAUGGCACACAGGGACUGUUUUCCUACUCUUAGUCUGAAUGACUGCCAAGAAGGAAGGCAAAGGCGGAACAGUUGGGUGUCAGGCUUUCUCCAUACUUCUAAUCCUUAUUAAACUCCUUUCUGAGCCCAAGGACAAAGCUCACUUAACAAAUGACUUUGAAUCAUGAAUGAAAACUCUUGCUCUUUCCAUGAGAAAGAAAUAAGAGAUGGACAGGUUGAAAGUGUGUGUGCUGUGUGUCCUCCACCAUAUGACAAGGAAAACAGUGUUCUUCAGGCUUUCAGAGGAAUUCCUAUCUCAGAGUUGAAGAACCAUGGCAUCCUCCGCGCCCUGACAGCAGAAGCGAAUGGAUGGGAGCCAGGUGCUGUGAGUGUGGAGGUGCUCAGAGCCCAAGAAGAAUGGGAAGCUGUGGACAACAUCCGGACGGAGACAGGUCAGGCCAGCUCAGACCAGCCUGGGCAGCUAAUCUCCUUCAAUGAAGCCCUGCAGCAUUUCCAGACUGUGGACCUCUCUUCCUUCAAGAAAAAAAUUCAGCCAACUAUUCGAAGGACUGGGCUCGCUGCCCUCCGGCACUGCCUCUUCGGGCCUCCAAAGCUCCACCAGGGCCUCCGUGAAGAAAGGGACUUGGUCCUGACCAUUGCUCAGUGUGGCCUGGAUAACCAAGACCCAAUGCAUGGCCGAGUCCUCCAGACCAUCUAUAAGAAGCUGACUGGCUCCAAGUUUGACUGUGCCCUCUACGGAGACCACUGGGAAGAUCUGGGCUUUCAGGGAGCGAAUCCGGCCACAGACCUGAGAGGAGCAGGCUUCCUUGCCCUCCUGCACCUGCUGUACCUGGUGAUGGACUCGAAGACUUUGCUGAUGGCCCAGGAGAUUUUCCGCCUGUCUCGUCACCAUAUCCAGCAAUUCCCCUUCUGUUUGAUGUCCGUGAAUAUCACCCGCAUCGCAAUCCAGGCCUUAAGGGAGGAAUGUCUCUCCAGGGAGUGCAACCGGCAGCAAAAGGUGAUCCCGGUGGUGAACAGCUUCUACGCCGCCACCUUCCUCCGCCUCGCACACGUUUGGAGGACUCAGCAGAAGACCAUCGCAGACUCCGGCUUUGUCCUCAAAGACUUGGAGGUGUUGGCCAAGAAGAGCCCGAGGCGGCUGCUCAAGACCCUGGAAAUCUACCUGGCUGGAGUGUCAAAGGGACAGGCCUCAUUGUUGGGAACACAGAAGUGCUGUGGGCCACAAGCCUCUCACUCCAAGGACCUCACCUUCACAGGCGUGUGUGACCUGCCACCACAUUCAUCCAAAGGCACGCGGCUGAUCUGACCAACCGGAGGCUGACAGAAAGACCCAGCUGCUGGGCCACGGGGGCUUUGGAAGGGCACUUGGCGCAUUAUGCCAAGUGCAUGCCGGCUGGACCUCCUUGGCGAAUCCAAGGACCCUCACCCGUGUGAGACAUUAGGGACAGUUAGACUCAUCCCAUUCCCCACAGACCUGCCUCCAGAGCGAUGAACUUGCCAUAAUUGGAAUUGAGCUACUUUAGAGUUGGUUUCCAGGUAAUCCCACUGAGUGAAUGGAUCAUGAGGCGGGAAAGCCCUACCUGGAUGUUCUACAUAUCUGCACAUCGAAAGAUAUGCCCACACAGAGGUGCCAGAAUUCUGACUCCCUGGGCGGCAGGCUCUCAGGCCCCGGGUGCCUGCAGGACAGGGACCCUGUGGCUAGAAUUCGAAGGGAGGAGCAGUGGCAGCAGCCAACAGGGGACAGCACGAACCAGAGCAACAGGUCUUCCUCUCCUUCCUCCACCAGGCUGAUAUGGGGCCCCUCUGGGGUUUCUGGUCUCGCACUCACCCCACCCUCAUAUCUCCCCAUGCCUCAGCCCCGCUGUUGAGGAUACAGAAUCGGCUUUCGGCUGGGUGUCUCCACUGCCGCCCAUCCCCACUGCCCACCAGCUGGGCACCCCACUACUGCACAAACCGCACCCCAUGAAGGUGUGCGGUUGCCACCAGGGAUGGUUUUCUGGCCUGGAUGAAGGAGGAGGUUCACACAUCGGCAGCUUUUGAAUAAAAGAAUUGUCCUAGGCCAAGGGCCCCAGGUGUUUUCCUCCAGCCUGGUAGAGCCAGGUGCUCCAGCCCAGUGACGGCACCGGUCCCGGGCUCCAGGAGAGAAGGGUGCUCUGCCCUGGCCAGGCCCCUGCUGAGGGCAUAGAUAUCCAUUUGUACUUACAGGCCCAGAGACUCCUUGCACACUCUAGCCAGUGGGCAAGGUGGCCCUGGCUCUUGUGAAGAUUGCUGUGAGGCAUCCACAGGUUUUCCUAUAUGUGCUUCUGGGGAAGCUCGUAGCUCCGUUGUUCCAUUCCUCCAGGCCAGGAUUUCCUUCGCUGGGCAGCAGGGGGCAGCUGAGACCCCACUACACUGCUCUCCUGUCCUCUGUACUCCCUCCAGUAGACCCACUGAAGACCACUGUCCAGGCCUUGCAGGCCUCACUAAGUCUAACCCCCUGGAGCUGGGGUCCAUCACAGAGGUGGGGAUGAUAGCUAGCCACCGAGGCAGGAAACGGCAGGGACCUCCCCACUGCUGUCAGCAGGAUGCCUCGACUCUGCAGUUUGCCUCGCACAGCACCAUCUUGGCCAGACCUGAACUAAUCCUUCAUCUGCUUUUCUUCCUCCAGUCUGGGUGCUUAGCUGGCCUGCAGGGGUGGCAGAGAGCUUUGUUAGGCUUGGUGGAGCCGGAACACGGAAAGGCUACAGCUCAGCCCCCACUUCAGAGUCAGGUUCCAUAGUUCCCUUCCUGCAGAUUCCUUCCCCUGGCUCUCAGACCGGAAGCCUAACUCAGCAGACCCGGUGGUGAAUGCCCAGGCUGCAGCGUGCUCAGGGAGCAGUCCGCAUGGGCCUCUAGCUGAAGGGGAGGCAGUCCUUUAUAAUCAAGUCACUCCCCGUGUAAUGCUCUCCAGGGCACUCACCUUCAGACCUUGGGACAUUACCAACAACACAAUCCAGGGAUUAAGUUGUGGUUCUGUUGAGGAAGGGUGAGGGGGGGCUGAAACACUCUGAAAGUGGAUGCAAAAGUCUUAACCUGUGCUUUUUUCUUGGGAAGGGCCUACCUAGACCUUCCAUGGGAGACAAAAUG